Soboliphyme baturini is the source of this 498-nucleotide messenger RNA. The record is from the annotation of a GenBank genome assembly. Lineage: Eukaryota; Metazoa; Nematoda; Enoplea; Dioctophymatida; Soboliphymatidae.
AUGGGCAACUGUGCCAGUGCCAAGGGCGGACGGUCCCCAUUUUCGCGACACUCGUCCGUGCUGCCCAAUCACGAGCAGCUGAUUAGGGCCUUCUCACAGCUGAUCGUCAAAAAGUACGCCUGGGUACUGUUCUCACACGGCACGGCAGUGGUCAUCGAGGAAUACUGCGACCAGCCGGAACGGUUGAAGCAUACCGCCGUGCAGACGCUGAGGGACAACUGUUGUGACCAGCCAGGUACCCCGUUGUCCGACUUUAACGCCACCUACCUGCCAAACCUCAGUGGCUGGCUGAUCACCUACCACUCGAACCAUAUCCGGACGUUCAUCCCCGACGAAGACAGCUACACGGACAGUCAAGAAAAUAACGCAAUGACCUUCGGCCUGCUCGGCCGUAUGCUCCGCAACAGGGACUGCGAGGAUGCUAAUGUCAUCUACAUUCACCUCCCUCGGCCAAAGUCCUGUCAUUCUUACUUACCCACGUACAGCAGCAAAGGAUGA